AUGAGUGAAGGAGAAACGAUAUACAUUAACCUGUCGGAAGAUCCCAUCCUCUCAGAUUACGAAAUCAAGGUCCUUCGCAACAACUUGAAAAUUCAAGGGCAGAACCAGGUGCCCAGGGACUUCCCAUCUUUUGUGCGGGAUGGCUUCAACAUUAAAGUCCUGGCAGAAGGAUACAAGCUUGAUGAGUCCGGGUUGAUUUACAAGGACUAUGCUGUUGGUACUGGUGAACGACCGGUCGAUGGACAGCAGGUAACAUUUGACUACACUGGCUACAACGAGAGCGGUGCAAGGAUUGACAACACAUAUAGCAGGGGAUACCCUGCUGAGACACAACUUGGCGUUGGAGGUCUGAUUCCUGGUUUUGAAGUAGGUCUGAAGGGCAUGCAAGUGGGUGGACGUAGGAGAAUCAUCAUCCCCCCAGAGCUUGGGCCUCCUGUGGGCCCAUCCACUUUCUUCAGCGCAAAGCAGUGUGAGGUGUUUGACGUUGAGCUCUUGCGUGUUAAAUCAUGCAGAAGGGAGGGGUUUGCAAUGUUCUCAGGUUUGGUAUGUGAAUGA
Molecule: messenger RNA, 555 nt
Organism: Ostreobium quekettii
Lineage: Eukaryota; Viridiplantae; Chlorophyta; Ulvophyceae; Bryopsidales; Ostreobiaceae
Source: the annotation of a GenBank genome assembly